AUGGAUGCAAACCUGAUUACUCUCACGGCGCUCAUGGCGGAUAGAGUUUCGUCGCCCGGAGCCAAUGGCACUUGGCUGGCGUCGGAGAGUAGCUCGGAGAGUGGUUCAGUGAGCUGCGAGGGUGAUUUAGUGAAACAGUCUGCGAGUUUAACGCUCACUAUAGCUGUAAAGUCAAUAGCCUCACUAGAGCCCGUGAUAAAGUGCGGGGGCUUACACGCUUGGCACAGAGAGGCGCGGGCUCGGCGGCCGGCGUGCUCAUAUUGA
Danaus chrysippus (African queen) is the source of this 264-nucleotide messenger RNA. Lineage: Eukaryota; Metazoa; Arthropoda; Insecta; Lepidoptera; Nymphalidae. The record is from the annotation of a GenBank genome assembly.